AUGCUCGCACAAGCACAAGCGCUCGUGUAUGAGAAAGCUGUGAAGGACAAACUUAAUAGAGGGCUACUUUCUAAACUGGCUUCCCAAACUAGCAGCUAUUACCACACGGCAGCGUCCUUCGCUGGACAGUUGGACACAGAAAUGGAUCGAUCGUGGAAGGGCCAUUGUCAUUAUCAAGAGUUGGCCUUCCUCGCUGCUGCUAACCUACAGGUCGCACUUAACGAGAAGCCACGUGUGUUGGUAAAUCUGGAGGGGUUCGGCCCACUGAUAGCCCGGCUCCGGUAUUCGGCAAGUCUAUGUAGGCAAGCUGAUGCAUUGGCUGAUGAAUACAAGCUGAUACGGGACGUUGAUGCGUUGCGGAGCGUUAUAGAUAAGGAACUGGCGGAGCUGGAGAAGGACAACAAUACUGUGUACUUGGAGGUUGUACCGGACAAAUCGACUCUAUCGCCCCUAGGGAUGAUCAGUCUAGUCAAGGCCACACCGAUAACUGUGAACAGCAUUAUUGAGCCUUACGCUGCGGAAAUGAAAGAAUAUGGCCAGAUACUGGAUAAUCUAGCUCCAGCGAGUGUUCGUGAGAAGGUACAGCAAUAUAAGUCUCUACUAGAGGCACAAGUUGUAGGACCAGUUGACGACGCUUUCUCCCACAUGACUGAGCUGGUCAACGAUGCCCUAGCUGAGCGGGGCCUUCCCUCUGCAGUCCAGAAACAAGAGUGUGAUGGAAGUGACGAGGAAGAUGUUAAAGUCCCCGAGAGCGUCUGGUCAAACAUAGAAAAGGCUCGACUGACAAAUUCUGGAGCUGGCCCGCUGGGUCUGAAGGCUCAAAUAGACGGGCUCGAACAGAUGUCACAGGCAGCAGAGAAUUCUAUAGUGAAGUGCGAGGAUCAGCUUCGGGAAGAGGCCCAGGAGGAUUCUCGAUGCCAUGAUCGGUUUGGUGAUCGGUGGAAUCGCACACCCAGCGAUCAAGUACCACAUAGCUUCUACACACAGUUGCAACAGUAUCGAGAGAAGCUCACUCUGGCUAACGAGACUAAUGCAAAGCUACGGAGGAAGGUGGACUCGAUCGAUGCUGCUGUGUUCGGUGCGGUUAGUAGUAAAACAAAGGAGGAGUUGGAAGCUGAUCUCCGCAGUACUUCUGCUAUGCCUGGUCAGUCGCGCCUCACGGCAGAUCCUAAGAUAGAGGCCGCUAGAAUGCGUUGCGCUGAUUGCGUGGACCGUUUGCAGGCCGAGCUGGCUACUGUUAAAGAAGAGGUGGAGUCCUUUCGUCAGAAUGCGCUCCAAGAAAAUCCUACUCCUACUUUGUUGCAGCGGCAAAGUGAUCUUGAUGCAGCUGUACAGGAGCUACUAUGUGCCCAUUCUAACACAGCAGUGUUGGAGACCAUAAACAGUCUGCAAAGCCGCUGCCUUGAGCCUACGAUAGCUUCGUAUAACGAGUGGAAUGAUGCUGUUGUGGCGAAGAUAGGGCAAGCUAAGAAUUCACGUCAAGGGAAACUACAUGCAUGGGACUCAGCAGCAACGGCGUUGAUAACGGCAUCUGGAGAGGCUGCGGAAGGAGUUGCAUUCUUCUCGCGGUUACUGGACUAUCUGGGACAGGUUGAUCAGCAGAUUGGGGAUUACGUGUUUGCAAGGACGGAGGAGAAGAAUGGCAUGCUGCGAAAUCUCCAAGGCAACUUCAAUUCUCCCCCUGGCCAGAUGCCCUCCUCACCGUACAUUCAGCACAAUCCAGCGGGCCCCUAUCAGGCUACCUAUUCGUACCAAGCUCAGUCGCCUGAACCAUCGGCACCUUGGGGCGCUGGAGGUCCUCAGAUUCACCCGGGGCAUUGA
Molecule: messenger RNA, 1821 nt
Organism: Perkinsus marinus ATCC 50983
Lineage: Eukaryota; Perkinsozoa; Perkinsida; Perkinsidae
Product: pH-response regulator protein palA/RIM20, putative
Exons: 18
Coding region: 1-1821 (606 amino acids)
Biological process (GO): protein transport to vacuole involved in ubiquitin-dependent protein catabolic process via the multivesicular body sorting pathway
Cellular component (GO): endosome
Molecular function (GO): protein binding
Source: RefSeq, a predicted model, not a curated record